Molecule: messenger RNA, 945 nt
Organism: Rana temporaria (common frog)
Lineage: Eukaryota; Metazoa; Chordata; Amphibia; Anura; Ranidae
Product: olfactory receptor 51E1-like
Exons: 1
Coding region: 1-945 (314 amino acids)
Biological process (GO): G protein-coupled receptor signaling pathway
Cellular component (GO): membrane
Molecular function (GO): G protein-coupled receptor activity; olfactory receptor activity
Source: RefSeq, a predicted model, not a curated record
AUGAGCUCAUCUCCCAACAAUGUCUCAGUAGUGAUUACCAACUUUGUUCUGGUGGGGCUUAUUGAGAUUGAAUCAUUUCGAUAUGUAUGUGCUCUUUUGGCUCUUGCGUUAUUUUUAGUCACAUUGUUUGUUGGUUCUAUGAUUGUCUAUGUAACCUGGACAGAAAAAAACUUGCAUGAACCUAUGUACAUCUUUAUAUGCAUCUUGGUUGUGAAUGUGAUGUUGGGGAACGCAUCAUAUUUUCCCAAGCUGGCCAUUGAUUUGUUGUCUGGAUGCUCAACCAUCUCCCUCGCAGAAUGUCUCUGCCAAUCUUUCUGUAUCCAGCUUUAUGCAUGGGUUGAAAUGUUUACAUUUACGGUAAUGGCAUAUGACCGAUAUCUGGCUGUAGGCCACCCUCUGAGAUACCACACUCUGAUGACCAACAUUACAACUCAAAAAAUAUCACUUGCCGUAUAUGUUUUCAAUGUGAUAAGAGUAACUGUGGGUGUUCUGUUGACAUCAAGGCUAACUUUUUGUGAGGUAAAUAUUAACAAUGUCUUCUGUGAGAUCAUGUCUCUACAACCGCUUGCUUGUAAUGAUAUAACAAUUAACGUCCUCUUUGGAAAGACUUUAACCUUGUCAUCAGUGAUUGGCUGCUUGCUUGUAAUAACGUACUGCUACAUAAGAACAGUGGUCAUCUGUCUGAAACUUUCUGCAGAAUCUUCUCAGAAAGCUCUGCAUACUUUAAUGACUCAUGUUUUGGCCUUCUCCAUUUAUGCUGUCACCUUCUUGUUUGUUAAUUUGAGGUACAGGCUAAACUGGGGUUCUGUAUCGAUGCAAGUUGAUGUUAUCAUACCGUUGAUUGGUACCAGCAUAGCUAUUACUGUAAACCCUCUGAUCUACGGGAUAAGGACCAAAGCUCUCAGAGAAAAGAUAUUAUGCAACGUGCAGAAAAUUGUUGGGUAA